Messenger RNA from Labeo rohita (rohu), 1944 nucleotides. RefSeq lists its product as uncharacterized. Gene Ontology annotation, molecular function: catalytic activity. Bases 80 to 886 code for a protein of 268 amino acids. The record is from RefSeq and is a predicted model, not a curated record. Lineage: Eukaryota; Metazoa; Chordata; Actinopteri; Cypriniformes; Cyprinidae. The transcript has 2 exons.
CCGGAUCAGAAAAGCAGAACAGCUGAGAUCGAGCUGCAUCACAGCACAGACUACAGAGCUUCAGAUUUAAUACAGGAAAAUGUCACAAGAAAUUGAAGAGGAGCUGGGGAAGUUACAAAUUGGAGAGGACCUGCAGAAGUCUGAGCAGGAAGAAAGCAGUGAGGAAGAGGUUCCUCCUGCGGUGAAAGUGGGGUUGCUCAAUGUUCGUUCAAUCAAAAAUAUGAAGGAAAAAAGACGCAAGAUCAAAGAUCUCAUAACAGAACAAAACCUGGAUGUCUUUCUUCUGACAGAGACAUGGUUAGAAAAUGACACUCCAGAUGUAGCCCUUGAAGAAACUAAGCCAGAAAACUUCGACAUCCAUCAACAGCCCAGGGAAGGUAGAGGGGGAGGAGUCGCCAUUCUGUUUUCACAGGAGUUGCGCGGUGAAAGAAUUCCUUUUGACUCGACUAUAACAACCUUCGAAUAUGUGGCCACAGCUCUGAGACAUGAAGAGUGGGAUGAAGAUGUUCUGUUCAUAAAUGUGUAUCAGCCGUCGACAUACAGCAUAGAGAAUUAUGAAAUUUUUGUUGGUGAUCUUGACAUGCUCUUGAGGGAGGUGUUCAAACGCUACAACAGGAUCAUUGUGGCUGGUGAUUUUAAUGUCCAUUUCGAGGAUCCCUCUAAUGCAAAAAAAAAGACGUUGGAAGCUGCCUGUAUGUCUAGCUUUGUUCAGAAUGUAAAGAAGCCAACACAUAAAAAAGGAGGCAGCCUGGAUCUGGUUUUCAGCCGCAAUGUUAAAGUCAAAAUUGUCGACAUCCGUGAUGAUGGGAUUUCAGAUCAUUUCACUGUGUAUUUUAGCGUUAGGCCACGGUCAAAAGCAAAUCCUCUAGUAUGGGCUUCUAAAUGAACUGAUCAGGAUGAAUGGACACAGUAGCAUGACAGUAAAUUUAAAGUCUAAGUUUUUACCGAUAUAAAGUUGAAGAUCGUUCGUUAAAGUUGACAGUUUCUCAUGAGUCCUUUAUUUGUCCUGAGCAGUUAAACUUUUCACUAUUCUUCAGAAAAACUCUCCAGGUAAACUCUUUGGGUAAACUGUAGUAAUUUUGUCUUCUGGGAAACAUACACUGUAGGUCUCUUCUGAAGCUUCUGACAUAAUUCAGCUAUUAUUUUGUCAUGUGGACUAUAUGUAAACAUCUUUGAUGCAAAAUGUCUUACUUUAGGACCAUUCUAAAAAAAAAAACAUAAAAAGCAUUUUGGGGUAUCCCUCUUAUUUUGGUAAAAUAAUGAAUAUUUUACAGAUUAUGUAAACUUUCGACCACAACUGUGUAUCUUCAUAGAACUGUAAGUCAGAAAAAAGAAACAGUAGUGGGGUCAAAUGGACCCAUUGUACUCUUUUGUCCUGUGACAGCUAGCAAAUAUUUAUAUUUAUUUAUCAUUUACCAACUGUUAAUUUGAAUCAACAUUUUUAUUGUUACCUUCCAAAUAUGAACAAUUUAAAUAAAUAAAUAAAUAAUAAUAAUAAUAAUAAAUCAAUCAAAAAGUGAUUUUUUUAAUUAAGUCUUUUUUGAUGGUCUUCAGUUGCAGUCAUCCAAUAAUUUCAAUUAUUGAACAUAAUUUUUAUGACUUAAAAACCUUCUGUAAUGUUUUUUUUUUUUUUUUAAAUAACAAUGUUAACUAAAUAGUAUCAGGUUCUGUUUGAAUAUAUUUUCUGUAUUGCAUGUCACUAAAAUAACAUGUAACCGUCCUCAAUAUUUUACUCAAAAAUACAGUAACUUAAAAAAAAAAAAAAUAAAAUAAAAUAAAAAUCUAGAAUAAUAUACUGUCUCUGAGUGCAAGACUGUACUAUUUACGUGGUGGUAAUGCAUAAUGGAAUUAGUAAUUUCAUGCUGAUUUAUAUGUGUAUGUAUGUAUGUAUGCAUGAUUUAUAUCUAGAGCUACAUUGUCAUUUGCUACAUACUCGUAUGCUAA